Messenger RNA from Cottoperca gobio, 856 nucleotides. RefSeq lists its product as uncharacterized. The coding region runs from base 1 to 654 and encodes 217 amino acids. The transcript has 8 exons. Lineage: Eukaryota; Metazoa; Chordata; Actinopteri; Perciformes; Bovichtidae. The record is from RefSeq and is a predicted model, not a curated record. Gene Ontology annotation, biological process: defense response to bacterium.
AUGGAAACAUACUCUUGCCUCCUCUUGUGCAUUCUGGUGACAUGUUCAGUCUGGACAGUCAAUGGGAGAAGCUUCGAGGUCAACGUUGAUGAUCAGGAGCCGGUGGAAGUGGAAAUCUCUGGACAGUCAAUGGGAGAAGCUUCGAGACACACACAUACACACUCACUCAGAGGUCACUGCUCACUGUCAGCCAUGGAAACAUACUCUUGCCUCCUCGUGUGCAUUCUGGUGACAUGUUCAGUCUGGACAGUCAAUGGGAGAAGCUUCGAGGUCAACGUUGAUGAUCAGGAGCCGGUGGAAGUGGAAAUCUCUGUGAAGGCCGGCAAGCUUCCAGGUGUGUGCUGGGCGUGCAAGUGGGCCUUAAACAAGGUGAAGAAAGUCGCCGGACGCAACGCCACUGUGGAGAAACUGACGUCAAAGUUGAAGGUCGUCUGCGACCAAAUUGGCCUCUUAAAAUCUCUGUGCCGCAAAUUUGUGACGAAACACCUCGCAGAAUUAAUCGAGGAGCUCACCACCACCGAUGACGUGAAGACGAUCUGCGUUUAUACUAGAGCCUGCAAGUCAAAGGAGUUGUUGGAGCAAGUUUAUCCAAGUGACAAGGAUGAUUUUCAAAUUCAAAUAAAUGAAUAUCCCCGACGUCGUAUGCAUGAAUAAUAAUAAUAAUGCAUUUCAUUUGUAAGAAAAGUGUUUGUUGACUGAACACACACUUGCAUAAACUAUAUGAUAAAAGGAUCUUUCAGCUUUCUUCUACUUUUACUUUGUGUUGUAUCUUUAUUUAGUUUGCAAUGCCUGUGAUGUUAUUUUCUAUUUCUGUAUCUGUGCACAGAUGAAAUAAAUAAAUGUUUCAAAUUUCAAA